This is a messenger RNA of Pollicipes pollicipes, 482 nucleotides long. RefSeq names its product cuticle protein 7-like. Lineage: Eukaryota; Metazoa; Arthropoda; Thecostraca; Pollicipedomorpha; Pollicipedidae. Gene Ontology annotation, cellular component: extracellular matrix. The transcript has a single exon. Bases 3 to 482 code for a protein of 159 amino acids. The record is from RefSeq and is a predicted model, not a curated record.
GAAUGAAGGUCUUCAUUGUUGCCGCCCUCCUGGCCGUCGCUACCGCCAGCGACGCCCCGUCUGCCUACCCGGCUCCGUCUGCCUACCAUGCCCCCGCCGCCUACCACGCCCCCGCUGCCUACAAGGAGCCCGAGUUCGAGCCCUCGCCCUACGCCUUCGACUACUCGGUCAGCGACUACGAGUCGGGCUCCAAGUUCGCCGCCAACGAGAACAGCGACGGCAAGCAGACGUCCGGCUACUACACGGUGGCCCUGCCCGACGGCCGCGUGCAGACGGUCAAGUACACGGUCGACGACUACGCUGGUUACAACGCUGAAGUCACGUAUGAGGGCGAGGCCCAGUAUCCGGAGGAGCCCGGAUACAAGGCCGCCCCUGCUCCCGUCUACAAGGCCGCCCCCGUCUACAAGCCCGCUCCCGCGUACCAGGAGCCAGAGCAGGAGCCCAUCUACGCCUACCGCCCCGUCCAGAAGUAUAGCAACUAA